Colletotrichum higginsianum IMI 349063 is the source of this 999-nucleotide messenger RNA. RefSeq lists its product as uncharacterized. The coding region runs from base 1 to 999 and encodes 332 amino acids. Lineage: Eukaryota; Fungi; Ascomycota; Sordariomycetes; Glomerellales; Glomerellaceae. The record is from RefSeq and is a predicted model, not a curated record. The transcript has 2 exons.
AUGGAUCACCUGUCCAAAGUAUCACCAGCCAUCUCGCGGCGGCAGCGCAUGCGCACAAUCCUCCUCGCCCUCACCUAUGCAUGCGCAACCUUUGGCGUCAUCGUCCAGAUCCUCACCCUGAUCGCCGGCAGAUGGGUUAUACGCUCCGGCUCCGGUUCCGAGAGUCUCGCACUCUCCAGCCUGUCCGUCGUACGUAACAAGCCGACGCGCGCGGCGCUGCAGUCGUCCAACCCGGCCGUGACUUACUUACAGUCUUGUCUUGUACAGUUUGACGGCAUCAUCCCGUCCCCCGGGUCCGACUCGUACCUCGUGACGAUGCACCACUUCGCCGCCUCCUUCGGCUACGAGUAUCCCGACGCCUCCAAGGCCGGGAUCCUCGGCCACUCGCCCCGUUUCCCCCGCGACCUCGUCGCCGUCGCCCGGGCCCUCGAGCUUCCCCCGGCGGACUGGGCGUGCCUGCGCGGCCCCGAAACCUGCGCCGCGCCCUUCUUCCAGUCCUUCUCCGGUCGCGGCGGUGGCGGCGGCUUCGGCAUGCCCGCGACGAUCCGCCAUCUCUCGCUCGCCUACGCCCUCGUCCUGGUGCUCUACAUCGCCACCAUCGAGGUCCUCAUCGCGGCGCGCCCCAGCUGGCUGCGCUGCCGCUGCUACUUCUCAUGCUUCACGCGCGUGUGCCCAUGCCCGCGCGGCGCGCGCGCCGAGAUCGAGGCGCUGCCGGGCGUCUUCUGGGACCGGUACCGCCUGUGGACGUGGGGCCUGCUGCCGUGCGCGGCGUUCCUGCCGACCUUCGUGACGACGCUGCACGGGCUGCCGCUCGUGCGGUUCAUGGAGCGGCGGGAGGUGGGGGAUAUGAACGUGCGGUUCGGGACGGGGUUCGUCGUGGUGCAGGCGGCGUGUUUCGGGGCGUCGUUGGCGGCGGUGGUCUGCGUCUACCUGAGGAGACGUCUCGGGCGGGGGAUGGUUUGGAUGGAAGAAGGCCAGGGGAUGGCGACGAAGGAGUGA